This is a messenger RNA of Trichoderma asperellum CBS 433.97, 706 nucleotides long. The record is from RefSeq and is a predicted model, not a curated record. Lineage: Eukaryota; Fungi; Ascomycota; Sordariomycetes; Hypocreales; Hypocreaceae.
GGCACGACGAACUUAUCAUCAACAGGCUUGACAACAAACCGGCCGUGGCAACUCUCUUGCCAAGUUGAACAAAUCGAAUGAACGCGAUGUGUGGCCACCCAUCUGAGAAGAAAGAGAGAUUGAACUCUGCGAGUGGCUGAAAUGGAAGAUGAUAACCGAGGUGGCCUGCCAGAUUGUUUCUGAGCAGAGAGAGAUGCCAAGCAGCCGGACUGAGAUGAUGAUAUUGUUCAAUUUCAAUGGCCAUUGUAUUAAUGGUAGCAGUUAGUCAGGCGGCUACCGGCGCAUGCAAAGUCUCUCCUAUACUCUUCAGCCCUGCGUGUCACAUCACCAAGAAGGAUUCAUGCACUAGAGUGUUAUUCGCCACGCACUUUUCAAGCGAGGGAUGUACACUAGGUGUGAAGAGGAAAGCCCUACAAGAGUAUGCAGAACACAGCGGCAUCAUUGCGGCGCGAUGCAAGAUACGAGACAUGAACGGACGGACGAGGUUUCCAAAGAUUCCACGUAUAACGAAGAGCAACGAACAAAUGGACGAACGAAGGCAUACAACAUCUCUCUGUCUAAACAUCUCUACUGUUUGCAUCUUACAUUCCCAUUGCCUUGAAAGCUCAUGUUCCUGUCAAUGAUCGUAUAGAUGGACCACAGAAGCUCAAUUGACUUUGCCAGGCAACAAGAUGUUUCGCAUCAGAAAUUGCUGCUCGAUCUGAAU